Chionomys nivalis (European snow vole) is the source of this 1570-nucleotide messenger RNA. RefSeq names its product G-protein coupled receptor 83-like. The record is from RefSeq and is a predicted model, not a curated record. The transcript has 4 exons. Gene Ontology annotation, molecular function: neuropeptide binding; neuropeptide Y receptor activity. Bases 1 to 1356 code for a protein of 451 amino acids. Lineage: Eukaryota; Metazoa; Chordata; Mammalia; Rodentia; Cricetidae. Gene Ontology annotation, cellular component: neuron projection; plasma membrane. Gene Ontology annotation, biological process: G protein-coupled receptor signaling pathway.
AUGAACAUUUCUCUGCUGUCACACAUGGAAAGUAUAAUUGAUUGGUUCCGACAAAAUGUCAGUUGGGUUCCACUGAUCGAGGAUCAAAAUUGCAGUCACACAAGUCUGAAUGGAACCAACUCAACUGCAGAAUGGGAAUGGCCAACAGAAUCAAUGAGAAAAUGGUUAGGGAACAAUGCCCACAUCAUUGCUAAGGUUGUGCUGACUAUUGCAUAUGUUAUCAUCACAAUGAUAUCUCUCUUUGGCAACUGCCUGGUAUGCCAGGUUUUUCUCAAGCACAAUGAAAUCAAAAAAUCAACGGGCCUUCUCAUCUUCAAUCUGGCAGUAUCUGACAUUAUGAUAAUCCUUCUCAACAGUCCAUUUGCUAUGACUCGUUUCCUGGCUGGACAGUGGGUGUUUGGUAGGGUCGUGUGUCAUGUCAGUCGUUUCGCUCAGUACUGCUCCCUCCAUGUUUCAACUCUUACACUUAUGGCUGUUGCCAUGGACCGGCACCGGGUAAUUCUGUACCCAAUGAAACCAAGGCUAACAUACGCCCAAAGCUUAAUGGUUGUUGCCCUGAUCUGGGGUAUUGCUAUAUUCCUUGCUCUUCCGCAUGCAAUUUACCUGAAUCUAUUCAUCUUCGUGAACGAGGAUGGUGUUGCCAUGAGCUACUGCCUCCCUUCCUUUCCUGGACCCAGCCAGCUGGUUUCGAAAUAUGUGGACCUUGGUACAUUUAUCUUGCUGUAUGUUCUGCCACUUAUAGUGAUUGUUGUAACCUAUUCUCACCUAGGAAAGAGGCUGUGGCUCCAGAAUGCUAUUGGCGAUGCAUCUGCUCGUCAACUGAUGGCACACUACCAGAAGCGGAAGAAGAGCAUCCGGAUGCUGAUACUUAUUGUGUUGGUCUUUGCAGUUUGUUGGUUUCCACUUAAUUUCUAUGUGGUUCUUAUAUCCAAUGCAGGCGUAGAAAAUGAUAGCGUGCUUUUUUAUGCCUUUCACUGGUUUGCAAUGAGCAGCACUUGCUACAAUCCUUUCAUCUACUGCUGGCUCAACAGGAGCUUCCGUGCCAAACUAAGAUCAGUAACAUCUUUAAGAGUGCAAUCUCUGUUUUUAUGUAAGGGUUCCCAGGUUCAGAAAAUAAAUGUACCCGAGAGUCAUGAGCUUCAGGAACUCAAGGCAUCUUCACUGAUACGAGUUCCCCUGGCUGUUCCAGAGGCCCCGGUAUUUGAGGAUCCCAGUUUGGCUACAGGGGAUAAUUCCCAGGGUUCUGUUCAGGGGGACUGGGAAGAUCCAGAUCCCUCCCUAGAUGAAGAGGUGGCCGCAGGGCCCUCCACCCAGGAUGCUUACUUUUGCAUUCACAUGCAGACUAGCAGUCACUAAGUUGGGCACCCAUCUGAUCCAUCAGAACCUUGCUUAAUGAGUACCUUCGCACAGACAAUUCAGUCAGCGAUGGCAUAACCUUUAACUUAGAUGUUGAGUACAGUGUUUUACUAUCAUGUGCACCCUCACAGUCUUAGUUCUGGCGUCAGAACUCUACUUGAUAAAUCCACUGUGCCAUAAUGUGGAGAACUGACUGGCCAGACCCUGAAGGAAU